GAGUGAGAGUAUUAAGAGCAUCACUUUUUUUUUUUUGCGAGCCUCUUUAUUUAGUUUAGUUGAAGGCGUUCGCCGCCGCGGACGUCUCUGCAUGUAAAUGUGCGCAAAUGGCUCGGGCGCACUUGUGAGGGCAGCGACGCGGGGGCUAUUAUGUCCAAAAAGUAUGCUUUUCUUCGAGGACGCUACCGCGACGCUGUGCACGGCACUCUCUAACCCUUGCUGGUUGUAAUUAUUGUUAUUAAUUAUUAUUAUUAUUAUUAUUAUUGCAAUCAAAUCACCCCCAACUUCGUGCAUCCGAAGCGCACGGGAGGAGAGCCGCAAAAAGGGUUAAACAUAAAGACAGCGAAGGGGGAGAGAGGAAAAAAAAACGAGUCACAAUGGAAGAGAACGAGCGCGGCAGCAGAGACGACUCGGCGGAAUCGAACAGAGCCAUCCUGCCUCUGCUGCAGGUUCAAGGGGGCAACGCGCAGAACCCGCACCGGGUCACCAACUUCUUCAUCGACAACAUCUUGAGGCCGGAUUUCGGACGCAAAAAGGACACCGGAGCGAACCACCAGAACCGCCGCAGGGAGAGUACUUUGUCGCCCCCGCCGCCGCUGCCGCCGCCGCCUCCGCCGCCGCCAGAGAGCCUCGGCAGUCCGGCGGCGCCCCAGACCGAGCCGGUGGGCAGCACGGUGCCCGCGGAGGGCACCUCCACGCCGCACGCGGACAAGCCAGCCAUAGCCGCCGAAGAGCACCUGAAAGCCCGCGGGGAGAGCGGAGACCAGUGCCUAAGCUCGGACUCGGACAGUUCCCAAGCCAGCUCCAACGCAGCCCCGGCCCAGCAGCCCAUGCUGUGGCCCGCCUGGGUGUACUGCACCCGCUACUCGGACAGGCCCUCUUCAGGUCCGAGAUCCCGCAAACCAAAGAAGAAGAGCACCAGCAAGGAGGACAAGCGACCACGCACGGCCUUCACCGCCGAGCAGCUGCAGAGACUCAAGACCGAGUUCCAGACGAACCGCUACCUGACCGAGCAGCGGCGCCAGAACCUGGCCCAGGAGCUGGGCUUGAACGAGUCCCAGAUCAAGAUCUGGUUCCAGAACAAGCGCGCCAAGAUCAAGAAGGCCAACGGGAGCAAGAACACGCUGGCCCUGCACCUGAUGGCGCAGGGCCUGUACAACCACGCCACCGUCACCAAGGACGACAAAUCCGACAGCGACUGAACACGACCCUGCUUUUAUUUUAUUUUUUUUUUCCCUCAAAACAGUCUAUCCUACCACACAGAAAUAUAAAGCAGAGUAUAGUGACGUCAGCUCACACGAUCCCACUAUAUAGUAAUAUUAAGAUGCAAUAAUAUCAUCCAACAACAAGGGCCAGUUUAAGAGAGAAUAUACCAGCAUAAAUCCAGAGUCUGCAAUAUCACGUCUAUACAAGAUGCUGUAUGAAGUUGUCAUUGUCUGUCCCCCCCCCCAAGCAGGAGUUUCUAAUUAAUGAAUUACUUAUGGAUGCCAUCCAGCAUACAGUAUACAUAUAUAUGAUAUAAUGAUUGUCAUUUUUACAUCCGGCACUUCUAUAUGAGAAGAAACAAGUCCAAAGAAUGUUGGGUUUUUUUUUUUGUUUGUUGUUGUUCCUGCUGCAUCAAGGCUACUGUGAAUUUAAAAUCAAUGCUAACACCAUUUUGUUUUGAAAUCAUGUAUAGAUAUGAAGAGAGAGAAAGAGAGAGAGAGAUGUCUAUGGCAUUAUUUUCUAACAUGUUGCUUAUGUGCGUGUUUUAUUUUAAAUAGCAAUAUCAACCACUGCUGUGUUAAAUGAAUGACUGCCGCCUCUAUAGUGACCUUGUAGCAUUCAAACCACAAGCACUCAUGCAGCUUGUGUUCUUGUUCAAUUUUCUACAGUAUUUGAGGACAUUUAUCAUUGCAAAAGGCAUCCAUCUGUGACUGUAUUAAAAAAAAAAAGGACUUCACGUGUAUUUAUAUAGAUUCUAUUGAAGAAAAAAAAAUCUAUCCAAUGACCAGUGUUGCUUUAGAGUAGGUAUCUGAGGUGUUUACACUGCUUGUUUAUCUUGCAAUAACUUUUUUGUUUUGUUUUUGUGAAUGGAAAAAAAUGUGUCGACGAGGCCUUUUGCAUGAACGCUGCAAUCUGUUGUACUUGGGGGGCAAACAACUUUGUUUAUAAAGAACAAACAUAUGACCAAGCUAUCGGGGUUGUAUUUAUGGAUCUGGGGCCGGGGUAACUUUUCGCCUCUAACUGGCCACGAAAAAUGAACCCAACAAAUGUUUCUUAGUAUUAUACAUUAUGGGCAUUUUUGGGAGGGUAGGCUUUUCAUAAAACUGUUUGUAGAACUGCUCUCGGGGUCCGCAUGUGGCCCACGGGGCGCAGUUUCCCAACCCCUGCCGUACGCCAAAUUUCCGUUUGUUUGCCUUUCAACGUUUUCUGUUGUGCAUCUGCAAAAACAAGUGUGUGUGAAUUUAAAAAAAAAAGAAAGAAAGAAAAAAAAGACCCACCAAACCGAAACACACUUUGCCUUAAAAAGUCCCCAUGUGGACUUUUUUGUGAAACAGAACUGUGCCGAAUCAGAUAAGCAGUAUUACUUCAA
Syngnathoides biaculeatus (alligator pipefish) is the source of this 2575-nucleotide messenger RNA. RefSeq names its product engrailed homeobox 2a (gene en2a). Gene Ontology annotation, molecular function: DNA-binding transcription factor activity, RNA polymerase II-specific; RNA polymerase II cis-regulatory region sequence-specific DNA binding. The coding region runs from base 378 to 1202 and encodes 274 amino acids. The record is from RefSeq and is a predicted model, not a curated record. NCBI's taxonomy places the organism in Eukaryota, Metazoa, Chordata, Actinopteri, Syngnathiformes, Syngnathidae. Gene Ontology annotation, biological process: neuron differentiation; multicellular organism development; regulation of transcription by RNA polymerase II. Gene Ontology annotation, cellular component: nucleus. The transcript is spliced from 2 exons.